CAUCCCUCUUUUUGCUUCCUCCAUCGCAUCGUUGCGUCUCGAGUUCGCCUCACGGUUGUCCUCAUCUCUGUGAGAUUGUUCUGUUGUCUCGCGUCUAUACCCGCCCUCAACAGGUUAUGGGCCCCGGCCGCCUUUAGCGCCUUCGACCUGUCGUUGCAAUCUUCACUCUUUCCUUCAUCGCUUUCCUCCCUCUGUGUCGGCGUCUGCGAACAGUUGUCCAUUCCCCAUCAUGCCUAUCAACAUCACCCACAUCACCUUCAUCCAACAUUGUCCAAAGCUUACUAAAGACAAUUUCGCUGCUCAAGAAAAGUACUGGAAGAAAUUCUUCAUUGCCAUCAAUGCGCGUUACGUCGUUGAGCUUGCCGAUGAAGUUCCCCCCGAGAAGAAGGCGAUCGAUGACGAACUUGCCUUCAUCAUUCAGAACUUUGUCCACCCUGAUUUCCAGCAUCUUAUCGAAGAUGAUUUAUCGGGUCUUGCUUCGUGGAAGAAGAUCCGCGAGUCCUUCGUUUCCAGCACUUUUCAGGCGAAGAUUCAAGCUUACAAGGCUUUCAUAUCCAUUACCCACGACGAUGAAUCCCCCUCCUCUGCUUACAUACACCAUAUUGAUUCCGCUGCGAAGCGUCUCAAGGACUUGAACGUUCCCCAGUCUGACGACACUGUUAUGUGUCUUCUCGCUGCCAACUUCCGCCACCUCGAAACCCGUGCUAAACUCUAUGGUUUAUCUGCCCCCACACUUGAUUCAGUCAAGCAGCUACUCCUUGCUAGUGCUGAUCUCUCCGAGGAGGUUGAUGGUGAAGAAGUUCGAGUCAAGAAAGAGGAGGGUGCCGCUGUUGCCCGUUCUGGAUAUCAAUCCCGAAGUGGUAACCAAUUCGGUGGGAGUUCUGGAGGAGCUUCUCGCCCCCCAAGCGGUCAACGUUUCCGUUGGUGCUCUGCCGUUGCGAACGAUCAGUGCCGGCGUUGCGGACUGAAUGGUCACAUUGCAGAGCGUUGUAUCUACGACAUGCCUCAGGAGGUCAAGGACUGGGUCAUGCAGGGUGCUCCUCGCCAGAAUAGGCUUCCUGACCUUGACGGUCCACAGGCUAAUCUUGCUCAUGGGAGUGAGAUUGCAGCCGCCAUCUUGGCUGGUGAUCUGGAUGCUCGAGCCCCGGAUUGGGAUGCGUCUUAUGUCUACCACAAGUGCAGAGUCACUGGGACGAUCAACAUGAUUGAAGAACAUUUGGUCACCAACAGUGGCAGAGCUGACAUUGUAGGUCGCCCAUUGGAUCCGAUAGACCCCAAACCGUCAAGCCUGCCACCUCUCCACACAUGAUUGAUUGUGAUUGGGUGUUACUUUCAGGUUGAUGUCGAAUUGAGGUUUUUGGUGGGAGCUAUGCUCCGUUUUCUUGUGUUUUCUUGUUCAGUGGGAGACCUUUCUUUCUUUCUCGGUCCUCACCAGGUGGGAGUGUUGGAAUCUGUGGUUUCGCCCCGAUGCCGGGACCGGCGUAGGUACUGUGUCAUGUUCGUAGGUACUGCGUAUGUAAUCAAUCCAUCCCUCUUUUUGCUUCCUCC
Marasmius oreades (fairy-ring Marasmius) is the source of this 1548-nucleotide messenger RNA. RefSeq lists its product as uncharacterized. The transcript has a single exon. Gene Ontology annotation, molecular function: nucleic acid binding; zinc ion binding. NCBI's taxonomy places the organism in Eukaryota, Fungi, Basidiomycota, Agaricomycetes, Agaricales, Marasmiaceae. The record is from RefSeq and is a predicted model, not a curated record. Bases 230 to 1309 code for a protein of 359 amino acids.